AUGAAUAUCUUCUUGGGAAACGGAGAUGGGUCGUUUCCCAAGAAUCCAACGACUUCAAUAACUUGCUCUUCUUUACCGUACUCUAUCGCAGUCGGCGAUUUUAACAAUGACAGUUGGUUGGAUAUCGCCGUCGCUAAUCAUAAUCACAAUAAUAUAGGUUUUUUUUUUGGGUAUGAUAAUGGAACUUUCACAAUAGAAAAAAUUUAUUCAACUGGUGCUUCUCGUCCACUGGCACUAUCGGUUCAUGAUUUUAACGACGACAAACAGUUGGAUAUUGCCGUAGCCAAUGAUGGUACGAACAAUAUCGGUGUACUUUUGGGUUAUGGUAACGGAACGUUUGCAAAUCAGCUGACGUUUUCAACUGGCUUCGAUUCACGUCCUCAUGCGAUCGUUGUUGCUGAUUUUAACAGCGACAAUCGUCUGGAUAUCGCUGUUGCCAACGCUGGAACCAACAAUAUAGGAGUUUUUCUUGGCAAUGGUAAUGGAACGUUCUCAAAUCAAACUACAUAUUCAGCAGGAAGUUAUCCUGUCUCGCUGGCCGUUGGUGAUUUUAACAAAGAUGGUCGAAUGGAUAUUGUUGUAAGCAAUAGUAAUGGUCACAAUGUACGUAUACUACUUGGAAAUGACAAUGGAGUGUUUACAAGUCAAGCCAUCUAUGCAACAGGCUUCGGUUCUUAUCCUAGCUCGGUGGCUGUUCGCGAUUUCAACAAAGAUGAUCGUCUCGAUAUUAUCGUCGCUCAUAGUGGCAAUAAUAAACUAAGUUUCUUUGUCGGACAUGGCGAUGGAACCUUCGAAAAACAAAGGUUAUAUUCAAUAGCUAUUGGAGUCUCCCAAAUGAUCGUUGCUGACGAUUUGAAUAACGAUACCUGGACAGAUAUUGUCAUUGCUGUUGAUAACGCUUCUAAUAUCGCUGUUUUUCUUGGAGGUCCAGAUAAAAACUUUACCAAUCUAACGACAUAUUCAACAGGUGGCAGUGCUUACACAAUGUCUGUUGCCGUGGGUGACUUCAACAACGACGCUCGAUUAGAUAUUGUUGAAGCAAAUUAUCGCAGAGACGAUAUAGGAGUCUUUCUUGGAGAUGGGGACGGAAAUUUUGCUAUGAAAAUUGAAUAUUCAACAGGAUCAGGUUCUCAGCCAUGUUUCGUUACUGCUGGUGAUUUUAACAACGACACUCAAUUGGAUAUCGUUGUAGCCAAUUAUGGUACUAAUAAUAUAGGCAUCUUUUUUGGAAAAGGUGAUGGAAAUUUUUUCAAUCAAACUGUAUAUUCAACAGGAUCGGGUUCUAAACCAUAUUCUGUUGCUAUUGGUGAUUUUAACAACGACACUCGACAAGAUAUUGUUGUAGCCAAUUAUGGCACUAACAGCGUAGGCAUCUUUUUGGGAAAGGGUAAUGGAACGUUUUCAAAUCAAACUACAUAUACAAUAGAUGGUUAUCCUAUAUUUGUGACCGUUGGCGAUUUGAACAAAGAUGACCGAUUGGAUAUCGUUAUAGUCAAUGAUUAUGAUGACAAUGUAAGGAUCUGGUUUGGAAAUGAUGAUGGAACUUUUUCAAUGAAAAUUACAUGUCGAACGGGAUUGGGAUCUAGACCGUAUUCGGUUGCUGUUGGUGAUUUCAACGGUGAUACUCAAUUGGAUAUCGUCGUAGCUAAUUAUGGUACUAACAAUCUUGGCGUUUUUCUUGGAAAUGACGAUGGAACGUUUUUAAAUCAAACUACAUAUCCUACUGAUCGUGGUCCGUGGUCGGUUGUUGUUGGUGACUUGAACAAUGACACUUACCUAGAUCUCAUUGUAGCCAAUAACGGUGAUAACAAUAUAGGUGUGCUCGUUGGAUAUGGCGAUGGGUCUUUUUUGAUCCAAACGACAUAUUCAACUGGAUGGGAUUCUCAACCACAUUGCGUCGCUAUUGGUGAUUUCAACAAUGACAAUAGAUUGGAUGUAAUAGUUGCACUUUACUAUUAUUUCUCAAUAGGUAUUUUUCUUGGAUAUUACAAAUCGCCUUUUACAGUUCCUGUAGUGUAUUCAAGUGGUUUAAUUCCUACACCGCUUGCACUCGCUGUUGCAGACUUUGAUAAUGACAAUCAAUCAGAUAUCAUUGCUGCCAAUAAUGAUGGAAAUGUAGUCAUUUAUUUGAAUACUGCAAAUGGCAGUUUUCCAAGUUCGACAUUAUAUUCAACUGGUUAUUUUACUGCUCUGUCUUCUGUUGCGGUGGGUGAUUUCAAUAAUGACAGUCAAUUUGAUGUCGUAGUCGCUAAUCACGAUAGUGACAAUAUUGUCUUCUUUCUUGGAUUCGGAAAUGGUAGUUUUGGGAGUGCCAUGUCAUACACAACUGGAUUCAAGUCGGGUCCCUGCUCAGUUGCCGUUGGCGAUUUCAAUAGCGAUAAUCGAUUGGAUUUUGUAAAUGUCAAUAAUCGUGAUAGCACUAUAGCUUUAUUUCUUCAUUAUGGCUUUGGAGCAUUUAUGAAUAAAGAAAUAUAUUCAACUGCUUCUGAUAAACCUUCUCGUUCGGUCGGCUUUGGUGAUUUCAAUGGAGAUACUAGAGUGGAUAUAGUUGUACCCAAUCCAAGUAAUUCUACUAUAACUGUGCUGCUUGGAAAUGGCAAAGGAGCUUUUUUGAAUCCAACCAUAUAUUCUACCGGAUUUGGUUCAGUACCGAUUGCGGUUGCAGUUGGUGAUUUUAACAACGACACUCGACUAGAUAUCGUUGCAGCCACUAAUAAUGGCUUCAAUAUAGGUAUUUUUCUUGGAAAUAUUGAUGGAACUUUUCAGAAACCAAUACCAUACACAGAUAAAGAUGUUUUUGAUGUGACUGGACUCGACAUUGGUGAUUUUAAUAACGAUGCUCGACUGGACAUCGUUAUAACAAGCUUCAGUGGCUACUGUAUAUGGGUGUAUUUUGGAAAUGGUGACGGUACAUUUUUGACUCCCAUCAUGCACUCAACUGGCUAUUAUUCGUGGCCAUGGGGCGUCGUAGUUAGUGAUUUUAAUAAUGACGCACGACUGGAUAUAGCUGUAGCCAAUAAGUGGAAUUAUAGUGUAGGAGUUUUUCUUGGAAGUGGUGAUGGAAGUUUUUCCAAUCAAAGCACAUACUCAACUGGAGAGAAUUCAUUGCCAAUUGGGCUCACUUUUGGUGAUUUUAAUAAUGAUAAUAGGAUGGAUAUCGUUGUAGCCAAUUACAAUAGUGACAAUAUAGGCGUAUUUCUUAAUAAUGGUGAUGGAACUUUUAUGGAACAAGCGACAUAUAUGACUGGCAAACAGUCUGGCCCAUAUUGGGUUGCUGUUGGUGAUUUUAACAAAGAUGCUCAAUUGGAUAUUGCCGUCGUUCUAUCUCUCUCUGACAAUUUAGCGAUCUACUUCGGAGAUGGAAAUGGCACGUUUAAUCAUCGAACAAUAUUUGGAACUGGCCCUACAACUUAUCCAUGGUAUUUGAUAGUUUGUGAUUUCAACUAUGAUAACUGGCUUGAUGUAGCUAUCGUCUUGGGAAAUGUUGGCGGUGUUGUUGUAUUUUUGGGCGAUAGAAAUAGAAUGUUUCUAGUAUCUAUAAAAUAUUCAACUGGCUCGGGCUCUGCUCCACAAGCUAUUGCUGUUGGAGAUUUUAAUAACGAUAAGCAUUUGGAUGUAGCUGUUGCAAAUAGUAAGACUAAUAAUGUAGGCGUAUUUCUGGGACGUGGUGAUGGACGUCUUUUAAGCCAAGUAACAUAUUCAACUGGUGCUGAUUCUCUGCCAUGGUCAAUUGCUCUAGGUGAUCUUAACAACGACACUCAACUUGAUAUUGUCGUGGCAAAUCAUAAUAGUGACAAUAUAGGAGUUUUUCUUGGACAUGGAAAUGGAAAGUUUGAAAUGAUAAUAACGUAUCCAACUGAUUCGCUUUCUAAUCCAGUAUCUAUUGUUAUCCUAGAUAUUAAUAAGGAUAAUAAAAUGGACGUUGCUGUUGCCAACAGUUUUGCUAACACCAUAAGCAUAUUUCUCGGACAUGGUAAUGGAACAUUUUUCAAUCCAAUGACAUAUUUAACUGGUUAUAAUUCUCGCCCAGUUUGGGCCGCCGUUGGUGAUUUCAAUAUGGACGGCUGGAUGGAUAUUGUCGUGGCCUCUUCUGGUACAAAAAACUUAAAAAUUCUUUCGAAAUCAUGCUAA
This is a messenger RNA of Rotaria sp. Silwood1, 4131 nucleotides long. The record is from the annotation of a GenBank genome assembly. Lineage: Eukaryota; Metazoa; Rotifera; Eurotatoria; Philodinida; Philodinidae.